Messenger RNA from Vombatus ursinus (common wombat), 1421 nucleotides. RefSeq names its product regulator of G-protein signaling 9-binding protein-like. Lineage: Eukaryota; Metazoa; Chordata; Mammalia; Diprotodontia; Vombatidae. Gene Ontology annotation, cellular component: neuron projection. The record is from RefSeq and is a predicted model, not a curated record. The transcript has 2 exons. Gene Ontology annotation, biological process: G protein-coupled receptor signaling pathway. Bases 1 to 687 code for a protein of 228 amino acids.
AUGCGGGGCGCUGGGCCGGGGGAGAGGGCGCGGGAAGCCCGGGAGCCUGUGGCCGAGUGCAGGGCGGCGUACGAAGCGCUCAACAGGUUCACUGCGAGCUACAGGCAGUUGGUGUUGGGAGUGGGCAGCUCGGCGGACGGGAGGAGGCUGCGCCGAGCUCUGGAGGAGAGCGGCCGCAGGGGCUUCGAGCUGAGUCUGGGACUACGGAACCAGCUUUUGGCCGAGCUUGCAGAACCAGGGGGCACGCAGGAAGAAGAGGUGAAGAUGGAGCUGGAGAGGAUCUGGGUGCUCUGUCUGUCUGCCCUGGAAAUUUUCCUGCAGGAUCUGGGUCGGGCCCAUGACCUCAGCCAGCUUUUCCCCUUGCCAUCUCUGGCCUCAGGGACCCUGUUGGUCAACACUGGAGUUACAUCCUUUGGGCCCAAGGGAUGGAGCCUGAGACGGCCCAGUGGGAAGGCCUCCGAAAGAGCUAGGGAGCUGCCUGAAGAGCUGGCCCAAUGGGGGCAACGCCUGGAAGAGAUGCUCGUGGAGAUGGAGACCAAAGUCAAUGUACCUGUGUGGAGUGUGGAGGCCACAGUGGGUGGUCCUGGAGCUGAAGAACCUAGCCUUGAGGGCUCGGCUGGGAGGAGUCCUCGGGGAUGCUGUGGCCAGGCUCCAUUCAGACUUCAAUCUCAUUGCAUAGUGGCAUGAAGGAAUCUAGGGCUAGUGCAGGGACAUCUCCCCCCCUCCCCUUGAGAGGUCAGUAGAUCUUCUACACCAGGGGAACCACUUUCAAUGUAAGGCUAAGUCACGUUCUUUCCCAGUUCAAAUCCCAGCAGGAUGUGUGAUGACCAGGGAGGCAUUAGAAGAGAGAAAUAACUCUCUUACCCCAAGAGUGAGGCCGAAGUGUAGCUACAAAGACAGAACAGCUGGGAGGCAAGAUAAUAGUGAAGAAACAAACUACAUAGUAGAGGACUCAGGUUCUAGGUCCCUUGAUUUAGCUAUGUCUAGUUUUCACUUUCCCCAUCUAUGGUAAAGGAUUGGUUUGGAUGAGCUGAUCCAGUUCCAGGAUUCUUUCUAAUUCAAAACAUUCCAUGGCUUAUGUUGUAAUGUCUUCCCUAGCUCUGCCACUGUACACUGCUUGCUAGAGAGACUAGCCCAGACCCUGGGGAAUUGUUUCCUCUAGGACGAGGCUCAGCUUACAGCUCCUUAGUUCCCCAUCCUGCCUCUACAGAGCCAAACAACACAGUAACAGCUUAAAAAAAAACAACAACAAAACUUUAUUUAUUUAUACAUUAAUGUUGAGGGCUGGACAAGAGUUUAAGAAAAAAAAGAAAAGGAAAACAGUCUAUGAAACACAGUGCUGUACAGAAAAGAGGAGAAGACAGGUUAUGAGGAAGGGAAAAAGAUACACACACACACACACACACACACACACACACACA